Molecule: messenger RNA, 687 nt
Organism: Pyrus x bretschneideri (Chinese white pear)
Lineage: Eukaryota; Viridiplantae; Streptophyta; Magnoliopsida; Rosales; Rosaceae
Exons: 1
Coding region: 1-687 (228 amino acids)
Biological process (GO): shoot system development; root development
Source: RefSeq, a predicted model, not a curated record
AUGGCAUCAACCCAACAGCUCCUUUCUCAACACCAACAAAAGAAGUGCAUGGAUGAGUUGUUGGAUGGAUCACUCAUGAGGCUCUUGGACAUAUGUGGCAUCACAAGAGAUGCCAUUUCAACAAUCAAGGAACAUGUUAGAGAUCUUCAAUCUGCUCUUAGGAGGAGAAAGGGAGACUCAAGCCUUGAAAGCAGCAUUUCCAAGUACACUUGCUUCAGAAAGAAGAUGAACAAGGAUGCCAAGAAAUUGAUCACAUCUUUGAAACAAGUAGACAAUAAAAUUGCAACAUCGCCACUUCUUGAGCAAGAUCACCAUCUCACUGCCGUGAUUCGAGUUCUUAGAGAAGUUUGUGUGAAGAACAUGUCUAUCUUCCAAUCCCUCUUGGUCUUUUUAGCAGUUCCAGUUUCAAAGCCAAAGUCAAACAAGUGGUCAUUGGUACCAAAGUUCAUGCACAAAGGAGUGAUAGCAUGUGAAGAUCAGAAGGAACACAUUAAUGGCCAUGAGUUUGAUGGUGUUGAUGCUGCUCUAUGCAAUAUAUGCAAAUCAUCAACCGCUACAUUUGACUGUUCAAAUAAAAGAUUGGAGGCUUUGGAAGUAACCAUUGAAGGCCUUGAGAAUGGUUUAGAGAGCGUUUUUAGGCGCAUGAUUAAAACAAGAGCUUCUCUUUUGAACAUAAUCUCACAAUAA